UAUUACACAUCGAUUCGCUUGACGUGUAACCGCCUACACAAGGUAUACUGUGUUUUUGUCGCUUUUAAAGAUAAUUUACCAUAUAUAAGCAAAGACAUUGGCGUAUUUGUACACGAAGUUUUUAUUUGGACACUGUGAAAUCGAUAUCAGAUAUUUGUGUAGGAGAUUUCACCAGUUAUAUCAGUGUUAUAUAUCGUAAACAAUUGGAUAUUUUGCUAAACUAUUAUGGCCGGAAAUUUAACAGAAAAAGAAAUCAUUGAACUAAAAGAUGCUUUUGCAAUUCUUGACAAAAACAACGAUGGUUUCAUCAAGAAAGCAGAAGUAAAAGAUAUACUCAUUUCAUCUGGUAAAGACGGCUCGAAUGAGGAAGUCAAACGAGUCAUUGCCGAGUUUGACACAGACGGUGAUGGGAUGAUAAACUUUGCGGAAUUUUUAAAUGUGAUGGCUAAAAACUAUACUAAUAGUGCAAUGGAAUCUGGGGGCUCAUUACAACACAUGUUUAAGAUAUUUGACAGAGACAACGACGGCUUUAUAACACGUUCAGAGAUGAAAAGAGCUUUAGAUGAGAUGGAUGGUGGACCAGUUCCACAUUCCGAGGUGGAGGGUAUGAUAAAGGAAGCGGAUCAAGAUGACGACGGAAAAGUAUCUUUUAGCGAAUUUGAAGCCGUGAUGAAAAAGAAAUAUCCCAAACAGUACUGCUAGCAGUUUAUAAUUGUAUUCUUCCUUACUAUAACGAUCCUGAAGUUAGAUGAUUUCUGUGAAAUCUGUUUGCCAUACCAUGUGAUCUCGUAAAGAGGCGACCGGUGUUACAUUUAUAAAAUAUUUUAAUGUUUGUUCUCUAAAACAUCACUUUAAUGUAUAUCUACUUCUUCUAUAUUCUGCUAGAAAAAAAAUGUAAACUGUUAUGACAACUAUCCGUCUGUAUUUUUUCCUCGUGUUGUAAAUGUAGUUUACAAAGUUAAAAUAACUAUUUUUCUUGUAAACCUGAGAUUGCAUUAUCGAAUUAUUAAUGAUAUCUUGAAGAGGGAUUUGUAAAUUCUGUAGUGUUUAAUUUAAGUGCCCCUAUACAGUUUCACUUAAAUGUGUGAAAUUGAAAUAACGACUGAGAGGAGAUUUAAUAACCACUAAAGCUUUAAGAAGGGGAUGCUGCUAAGACUUCACGAAAGUGUGAUGGGGGCGGGUAGCUGAAUAAACGAGUGCUUUUCCGUGUAUAAACCGUUAAAGUUGGGUCUCACGGUCGGUCAGCAAACAUUAGAUAAAUGACAAUAAACAGAACCAGACUCAACCCUAACUUCGUGUUAUUCAAGAUGUGUUUACAUUUUAUUUUGCUUUUUGUAUGACAGUCUCAUUUUAGGCGUAAAUGUUUACAGUGACAGUUCUCUAUAGUUGGAAGAGUAACGGUCUCACUGUAGUUGGAAGUGUAACCGUCUCACUGUAGUAGGAAAUGUAACAGUUUUUACUGUAGUCGAAAGUGUAACAGUCUCACUAUAGUCGUAAGUGUAACAGUUUUACUGUUCUGUAAGUUUCACUAUAGACAAAAGUGUAACAUUUUCUUUAUGUUCGCAAGUUGAACAGUUUCACUAUAGUCGGAAGUUAACAGUUUCACUACAUUUGUAACAGUCUAACUUUAGUCGUAAGUGUAACAGUUUUACUAUAGUCGUAAGUGUAACUGUUUCACUAUAGUCAAAAGUGUAGCAGUUUAUACUCGGAAGUGUAACAGUUUCACCACAUUCGUAAGCGUAACAGUCUAACUAUAGUCGUACAUGUAACAAGUUAAUUAUAUUAAUAAAGGUAACAGUUUCACUAUAAUCGGAAGUGUAACAUAAUCACUAUAUUUGAAAGUGUAUCAGUUUAACCACAGCCGUAAGUGUGACAGUCUCACUGCAGUCGGAAGUGUAACAGUUUUAUUAUAGUCGACCGUGUAACAGUCUCAAAAUAUAGUCGAAAGUGUGACAGUCUCACGGUUGUCACAAGUAAAACAGUAUCUCAUUAAAAUCAGAAGUGUAACAGUCUCACAGUUAUCACAGUAUAACAGUAUCUCAUUAAAGUGAGAAGGUAACAGUCUCGCAGUUGUCACAAGUAUAACAGUAUCUCAUUGAAGUCAGAAGCGUAACAGUCUCAUUAUAGUAGAAAGUAAGAUUGAACGAGAAGAUAAAAUGUUUCAAUAUUGAUUGUUUUUAUGUUGCCUUACUAAUGAAGUCUCAUGUUAUUAAAAUACAUAUGUACGCAGUUUUGUUAACCUGUGAAUAUUUGUUACGACUGAAAUAAAUAAAAAGAAAUUGUACAAAGCA
Mercenaria mercenaria is the source of this 2291-nucleotide messenger RNA. RefSeq lists its product as uncharacterized. NCBI's taxonomy places the organism in Eukaryota, Metazoa, Mollusca, Bivalvia, Venerida, Veneridae. Bases 226 to 702 code for a protein of 158 amino acids. The record is from RefSeq and is a predicted model, not a curated record. The transcript has 7 exons. Gene Ontology annotation, cellular component: cytoplasm. Gene Ontology annotation, molecular function: enzyme regulator activity; calcium ion binding.